UGAAGGCUGAUCCUGAUCCUCAGUCAGACUCUGGGUGAUGAGCCAGACCCAUAGUCGCCGCGCGGUGUAUUGUGGGAACACACAGCAGUUUCAAGAUGGCGGCGAGCAGGAGGCUGGCCAAGGAACUUGAAGAGAUUAAGAGGUCUGGAAUGAAAAACUUCAGAAACAUUCAAGUUGAGGAAUCAAACCUAUUGUCAUGGCAAGGGCUCAUCGUUCCUGACAACCCUCCUUAUGACAAAGGUGCGUUCAGAAUCGAAAUCAUUUUCCCCACCGAGUACCCCUUCAAGCCUCCCAAGAUCACAUUCAAGACAAAGAUCUAUCACCCCAACAUCGAUGAGAAGGGCCAGGUGUGCUUGCCUGUGAUCAGUGCAGAGAACUGGAAGCCUGCCACCAAAACUGACCAAGUAAUUCAGUCCCUCAUUGCGCUGGUGAACGACCCCCAGCCGGAGCAUCCCCUUAGGGCAGACCUAGCAGAAGAAUACUCAAAGGACCGUAAAAAAUUCUUGAAGAACGCUGAAGAGUUUACAAAGAAACACGGCGAAAAGCGGCCAACUGACUGAUCACCUGACGAGCUUGUAGCCCUCUCUCUGUCUCUUUCUCCCCCCCCCCACCCCACCUCUCCUCCUAUCUCACCUGCCCCGACCAAAUACCGAUCUUCCUCUCACCUCCUCUGCUCCCCCCCCCCCCCCCCCCCACUCCUCACCACCUUCCUCGCUCACUCUCUCUCCUCCCCCCUCCCUCCCUCCCUCCCUUUCUCCCCCACACCGAUCCUCCCUGCAGUCCAGGAGCCGCCCAGCUGAAGCCGGGCAGCGGCAGCCUCAGCCUCCCUCCCCAUCCAGGACUCUCUGUGGAUCAGACAGCUUCCUCCCCCCCACCCCCCCACCCCCCUUAUUACUACUGCUCCUCCUCGGCCAUAAAUCUCCAGACCAUUUCUAACUUUCUACUCUUUUCUUAAUGUGAGAAAUGGAAAAGGAAAUGCUAAGGGAACAUGAUGUUCAGAUGGAGAGUUAGAUGGAAAUACUGAGUAAAGUGUUAAUUUUCUGUUUGCUUUUCCUCUAUAUAAACAACUCUUUGUGUUAAAUAGAUCUCACUUAGACAGGAUUUUUUCUGAAGUAUUUUAUUUUUUGCAGAGCAGGAAAACUGGUUGAUUAUUCUUUUUUUUUUUCUUUUGGCCCCACCAUCAAUAAUCUUUUAAGCUAAAAAUAAAUAAAUAAGCGUGACAGAAAGAAGGGAAGCUGUAGGUAGGACCUGGAGGUGUUGUGCCGAUUGAAAUGUUCCCCUUACUCACCUCCACUGCUUCUAGACUUGCACUGUACUCUAUGGGACAAUCCCUCUCACAUCUCCUUCCCCACAGUUUGUAACCUACUGGGCAGAAAACAAAACCAUGGCAGGCCAUACAUUAAUUGAAUUGUUAUUGCUGAAAAUGCAGCAGAAUAUUUUUGACUGUUAAAGAAAAAAAUAAUUGGUUUCCAAACACUCCAAACAUGCAGUUAUCAUCAGCAGGCCCUUAAAGACUCUGCCCACAUUUGAUGGGCUUUUUUCAACACGGAUCAGACCAUGCUGUUCUGUUAAAACAGAUUUUUUUCAUUUAUUAAUAAUUUGCUUUCUCCACUUGAAAUAGUGUAGAUUGGCACUUAAUACACAAAAUUGGUAACGGGGAGGAACCUGUUUGAUUAAUUUGAAUCUUUUUACGCAUGUCUCCUCUCCCACUAUUGGGCCCCCCAUAAUAACCACCCUAUCACAUCAGAAACAGAGCCCUUUACCACAAUGAGACAUAUUCCAGCGGCAGAUGGACUGUCAGCUGCCCAGCUGAAAGGGACCUAACUUCGUCGGGAGGGGGGGAAGGAGAAGCUGGAGAAGGAUGCACUCAGCUGGAAUGAAGAAGCUCAGCUCCUGGAGGCGGUCCUAGAAACAAGCACCUUGAAGGCAGCUGGGAGAGGGCUGGCUGUCCGGGGGAUGUGUCAGGACACGGAAAGGGACUGCAGUGGCCAAAAAAACACCAUGUAACAGCUGUUUGAUCUGGUCCCAAUAUUGUUUCAUAAUAAAGAUGGCUAACCAUUUGGCCUCACUGUCUGCCUGGUA
Messenger RNA from Sebastes umbrosus (honeycomb rockfish), 2082 nucleotides. It is a transcript of the gene ube2l3b, whose product is annotated as ubiquitin-conjugating enzyme E2L 3b. The record is from RefSeq and is a predicted model, not a curated record. Gene Ontology annotation, cellular component: nucleus. The transcript is spliced from 4 exons. Lineage: Eukaryota; Metazoa; Chordata; Actinopteri; Perciformes; Sebastidae. The coding region runs from base 96 to 560 and encodes 154 amino acids. Gene Ontology annotation, biological process: protein polyubiquitination; ubiquitin-dependent protein catabolic process. Gene Ontology annotation, molecular function: ubiquitin conjugating enzyme activity.